Leptomonas pyrrhocoris is the source of this 3447-nucleotide messenger RNA. RefSeq lists its product as hypothetical. The record is from RefSeq and is a predicted model, not a curated record. Bases 466 to 3447 code for a protein of 993 amino acids. The transcript has a single exon. Lineage: Eukaryota; Euglenozoa; Kinetoplastea; Trypanosomatida; Trypanosomatidae.
GUAACGGAUCUCGUUCACACUCGCGAGGUUGCUGAGGACCGCCGAGCGCUCAGCAUUCUGGUUUCUUUUUUUUUUUUUUCCUAGCCGUGUCUCUUAUACCUUCAGGCUUUGGUUUCUGUACUAUUAAGUUGUACUAGGGGUUUUUCUUUUGCUAUCUUCUCUUGUCUUGUGUUCUCUUUUACAUUUACGAUUAUUCCUUCCUCUCCCUCCUGCCUCCCUCACCACUUCACACAGACAUUCACGAAUCGCGUUCAAGGACGUGGGGACACGGAGGUGUUCUCUUCUCGCCGCACUUUUGACGACGUUUGAUCUCUGUUUUGUGUCUUCUCAUUUUUUUCCUGGCUGGCUGCUGCCUCCAUGCUGAUUCAUUGAGCUAUAGAACAACGAAAGGUUAUUUCUGUGCAUUGCAGUUUGACGGUGAAGGGAGAAAUAGAGGAAUCGCCGUGUUUUGAAGUCGACUACGCCAUGCAGGUGUUGUAUGGCGCGCCGCUUCCCCCGGGUCUUGUGGCGCCGACACAAGGCGAGCUGCGCCUCCGCGUCGACCAGCUUCUCUUGGACGGCGACGCUAUCAACCACAACCCUCUCGUGCAGCUCUUCGAAACGGAUGCGUCGCUGUUGUCGGCAAGUAGAACUCCUCGCGACGGGGCCGCAGCUGAUGGAGCUGUCUUGUCAGCCGGCGCGGCGCCUGCACCAACACGGAGUCCAAAUCAUUUCGUAGUCCCUGUUGAUUACUGUGCGGUGGGCCCCAUCUUUUGGGGCGAGACGCGCCCCACCGCGCAGGGGCAACCCUCCACCCCACAGGCGCGCCGUGGACCGUUUACGAUGGCCUAUCCGAUCAAAAUAGAGCCGAAGCAGUUCCGCGCCUAUCUGCAGCGUAUGACGGCAUCUCCGCAGGGCGGCGUGCAGCUGGACGUCUUCGUCCCUCCCAGCUACAGCGGACGACCGCCGGUGGUGGUGGGGAAGGCGCGGCUGGCGUUGGAUCGGUUAGAUCCCGGCCAUCCGAUACAAGGGUGGUACCCCGUGUUGCACCGCCGCUCGCGGACAGCAACGUCGACGGGGGAAGAAGGCGCCACAGCCGCAUUAGCUACCUCGGCGGCAGAUGGAGGGGCGGAGUUGAAAGAGAUUCCGAUCGGGAAGGUAAAGGUGAGUGUGUCGAUUGAGUAUUACCCCACCACUCGGCAUGCACCGCACCCACGGCGCGGAGAGGAUGGGCAAAGAGUACCACAGCAGUACUCUGUCAAGCAGCGGCGACAGGUAGAAGUGCCGGGUGACGGUGGCACGAAGGGAACUCUGCCGCAGGCCAAGACGCGGCGCUCCGCGCGACACUCCGGACGCGUUGGAACAAAAGAUGUGUUUUCUUCCUCGUCCUCCGCCUCUACAUCCGUUACCUCGGACGUUGACGUCGGUGUGCACCCGAUCGCGGUGCGCGACAGCCAUCGUCUGCACGUGCGUCGUACAUCACAGCCCGCGUCGAUGCUGGAGCAGGACCUCCCCACCGUGACGCAGAGGCUUUUGAAGCAAGGGCUGCAACUGCGCGCGCAAAUGGAUGCCGCUGCGCGAGGCGUGGACGUUGAUGCAGCAGCUGAUUUUUUCAACGAAGCGUCUACCGCGCUGCACAGCGGCGACGAACACGUGGGAGUCGAAGGUGCCAGCGCAGUGGCAAUUGUUGAGGACAGUGGCGAUGAUCUCGCGGCCGUCGGAGAUGUCGACCCGUACGACAGCACGUACACCUCCGAGGCAAGCCACGAGGAAAACUUCGCCUUGCAGAUGCAGAUCGAUUCAGAGGCGCGCGACAACAGGGCGACACAGCAGCAGCAGAAGCAACCACAAUCGGUGGCUACCCCACAGCAGCAACUGCGGCAGGAUACGCAACCUGUGACAAAGUCCGUCAUCUCCGCGGCGGGCAUCUCAGCAGGAAACGCACCGGCCUCUGUGGAGCUUUGCUUCUCGCACUUCACCUUUGCGCAAACCCCAGCCACGGCCGAUCUCCGCCAGCUGCGCCUCAGCGUGCGGCUUUCCAACGACAUCACGACGAGCGAGCCCACACCUGGGCCUCUGUCCUCUUAUGUGCAUCCGGUGCCCUUUCAACAGCCCUCCAUCUGCCUUCACUUUGAAGUGUGCAGCUUCUCCGGAGAUCGCAGCAGACUUGUCGUGGAGGCCUACAAGGUGGUUGCAGAAACGGAAGUGGAAGGCGAGGCGGACGCGUGGGACAUGCGGGGUCCACGACAGGUAGCCCGCGAGGAGCUGCUCGGCUUAUCGAUUGUGGGCCUGUACCGUCAGUCACGCGAGGUCGUCUUCCGAGACCCGGUGCUGGACAGCUCGAACGUCUUUGCGCAGCUCGACAUUCGCAUGCAUCCGGCUUCGGUCACCGACAACGCGGACACGUCUGUCGGUCCCGCAGUGAGCCCGUGCGUGACUCUCCCCAGCGGCGCCGUCCCGCUCAGAAGCGUUGCCGGCUCGUCUGCUCUGCCGUCCGCCCCACCAAAGCAACAGAGUACGUCGAAGUUACUGGUGCCUCACGUUACAGUGCAACACCAACCUCUCGAGGUCACAGACACUUCAAGGUUGUCGCACACUUCCGCUGUGGCGCUUCAAGGUACGACCUCGCCCCCAACAGCACCGAAGUUGCAGGUUGGCAACUCGCGUCUGUCAACCAGCGAGCGUCGACGUCUGCGUGUGGUCGUGCACAGUGCUGCGGAGCUGCCGCGUGUCGCCCUCGCGCAGCCGGAUGGGCGACCGUCAGCGCGUUACCCGCUGGUGUCCUCCAACCCCCGUGUACUGCCUGAGGCUGGCAGCGCCAGCACGCUGAGCUACACCGAGCCGUCGUCCUUUGUGACUGUCGAAGAGGUUUUUCAAGGCUUACAGAACAGUCUCUCCCAUCUCGAGAGGAAAGGAGAGGAGUUGGCGAAGAGCCGCGCGCACAUGCAGUCCAUGGAGAACUGGUUUGUGGACGAGGCGCGCAGUGGGUACUACGACCGUAGCGUCAUCGUGGAGCACAGCACCAACCCGCAUUACGAUUAUGAAGUGGUCCUUCAAUUGCCGGCGGUGGUGGCGGCGGCGGUGCCGUCAACAGUGGACGAAACUACCUUUUUCGCGGCGCGAAACGCAUCGGCGGUGGAGAGACCGCCCUCUCGCGGCACGGUGGAUGUGCUGGAGGAGCUGCAGUUGAAUGUGUGGCACUCCGACCUCUCCCAGCCGAGUGCACCCUCCACCGUCGUUAAAGCCAACCGUACGAACGUACGGAAGCAAGAAGAGCACUUCUGGUCGUGUGCCGCGUACAUGGGUACGUGUCGCGUGGACCUCCGCCCGCUACGCUACUUGGCGAUGAUCAACGGGUAUUACCGUGUGGUGUGUGAGCGCACGCCGACCAACGCGACCGAUGAGACGGACGCGGACACGGAGGCGAACACGAUCGGAUACGUGCGUGUGAGCGUGUCUCUCAUCUGA